Mytilus californianus (California mussel) is the source of this 1430-nucleotide messenger RNA. RefSeq names its product galactosylgalactosylxylosylprotein 3-beta-glucuronosyltransferase 2-like. Lineage: Eukaryota; Metazoa; Mollusca; Bivalvia; Mytilida; Mytilidae. Gene Ontology annotation, cellular component: Golgi membrane. Gene Ontology annotation, molecular function: galactosylgalactosylxylosylprotein 3-beta-glucuronosyltransferase activity. The coding region runs from base 229 to 1179 and encodes 316 amino acids. The record is from RefSeq and is a predicted model, not a curated record. The transcript is spliced from 5 exons. Gene Ontology annotation, biological process: chondroitin sulfate proteoglycan biosynthetic process; carbohydrate metabolic process.
UUGUUUGCAAAGAAAAACAAUUUAGUUUAAUACAUAAUAGAUUCGUUUAAAUAGAACGAUUAAAUCCAAGUUUUUAGAAAUAAGUAUGAAUAGUCACGAUAAAAAUAUGUAUUUAAAGUGAAGCGAGACACAAAGAGUACGUGGUUAAUUUAAAUGGAACGUUUCUCCGAUAGAAAAGUGACUUUAUUCUAUGAUUUUAUAGGAAUUGGAUUGAAGUAGAUCUGAAACAUGGUGAAGUCCAAUAUUAACAGCAAUAUAUGGAACUUUCUUUGUUUGCUGCUUUUAUUUACGAUACUGUCAGUCUUAUUAACUGUAGAAUCACCAAAAGAUUUAAAUACAAAAAAGACAAUUCACUCAAAAAUGCUUUCACGACAGCUCAAAACAUUUGUAGAAAUACCAAACCCAACACAGCAGCCUGAGUUAUUUGAAAACAAUAAGCCACGUAUAAAACAAAAAGAAAUUCCACUUAUAUACGCCAUUACUCCAACUUACUAUAGAUUAACACAAAUGGCGGACCUAACAAGAAUGGCAAACACUUUACGGCAAGUCAGACGGCUCCACUGGAUAGUUGUUGAGGAUUGGACAUCUACUAACCAUCAUAUCCACGAAUUUUUACUCUUCACGAAUAUGUCCUUUACGUAUAUAUCUCAAGCAACAAGGGCAUCAACAAAUGCUUCAAAAGGAAAUGAUCAGAAAAAUGCCGCCAUCCAAUGGAUAACCCGAAAUCACCACUGGGGAGAACAGGCUGUUGUUUAUUUUGCGGAUGAUGACAAUGCUUACGAUCUACGUUUAUUUGAAGAGAUGCGAUAUACUCAAAAGCUUUCUAUGUGGCCUGUGGGACUUAGAGGUGGGAUGAAAGCAGAGACACCUAUUGUCGAAGAUGGAAAGGUGACAGGCUUCAUUGGAUGGGCAACAAAAUACCGGAUGUUUGCUAUAGAUAUGGCAGGAUUCGCUGUCAAUGUCAGUGUUUUAUGGGAUUAUCAUCCAAUGUUAUUUGAAACUCAAAUGCCAGCAUACACAUGUUGUACUGCAGAAACUAAGUUCUUGGAACAGUGUUGUACUAUUGAAGAUAUAGAACCAAUGGCAGAUAACUGUACAAAGGUUUACGUAUGGCACACGAAGACUGGGAAGCCCAAUUAUGUAAAGGAUGACUCAAGAUUAGACCACAUAUAUGUGUAAUAAAAUAAAGUGCAAAUCGUGAAGUUGUGCAUUUCUGUUGCAACGAGAUCAUGAGAUGAAACAGGAAACAAUAGUUACUAAGAAAAGAUGGACCGACUCGAGUAGACCGAUGAGUCUCAAACUUUACAUAAAAAUCCGUAAAAGAUUUUUAUUCGGUUUGCUAGUACAUCAAUGAAUCGGCAAAGUGUACACAUCAAUGACGUGUAGAAAAAUGUGUUUAAUCUUACAAUAAAGUCAAGUUAAAACUUUUA